Messenger RNA from Dentiscutata erythropus, 328 nucleotides. NCBI's taxonomy places the organism in Eukaryota, Fungi, Glomeromycota, Glomeromycetes, Diversisporales, Gigasporaceae. The record is from the annotation of a GenBank genome assembly.
AUGGAGAAUACUUAUCCAAAUAAUAUAGAAAAUUCUUUUGCAAAUUAUACAAAUAGGGCUGAGAGUGUGCUUGUAAUAGGAAAUACUUUUACAAAUUAUGUGGAGAAUACUUUUACAAAUAAUAUAGAAAAGUCUUAUGCAAAUUAUACUGAAAAUUCAUUUACAAUCAAUACAUUUACAAAUAAUAUAAUGCGAAUAAAUUCUGAAGUCGAUAAAUACACAGGAAUAGAUGAAAGCAUGGAAAUAUACAAAGGCAUGGAAAUAGAUAAAGACACAGGAAUGAAUAAAGACAUGAGAAUGGAUAAAGACACAAUAGAUAUUGAAAUGA